Messenger RNA from Chelmon rostratus (copperband butterflyfish), 1834 nucleotides. Its product is annotated as 6-phosphofructo-2-kinase/fructose-2,6-bisphosphatase-like. Lineage: Eukaryota; Metazoa; Chordata; Actinopteri; Chaetodontiformes; Chaetodontidae. Gene Ontology annotation, molecular function: ATP binding; 6-phosphofructo-2-kinase activity; fructose-2,6-bisphosphate 2-phosphatase activity. Gene Ontology annotation, biological process: fructose 2,6-bisphosphate metabolic process; fructose metabolic process. Bases 467 to 1579 code for a protein of 370 amino acids. The record is from RefSeq and is a predicted model, not a curated record. The transcript has 13 exons. Gene Ontology annotation, cellular component: cytosol; 6-phosphofructo-2-kinase/fructose-2,6-biphosphatase complex.
GCAGGACUCGACUGAGACUCGCUCUCGCUGCCUUUAACCAUCAUGAGGGAUAGAUAGAUAGAUACUUUAUUCAUCUCCAAAGAGAAAUUUGUAUCAUGUGAUCAUCCAUAACAUCUGAUCCUGAUGCUUCGACUCACUCAGCUGUGAAAAUGGUUUCUUCACAGUAAUAUUUCUUCUCAGUUGGUUUUCAUCAAUGAGGAAUUUCCUUUGGUGUUCUGGUGCGUAACGAAGAAGAAGUAGUUCCAAAGUAAAGUAUAAAAUGUCUGAAGUAUAUUUCUGUUUUUAGAAGAAUGUGCACGCAGUAAUAAUCCAAAGACCUGCAUUCACUGAACGUGUCCCUUCAGCCGUGCAGACGUCGUGUUAACGGAGGCGUCGUGUCCACGUGUUCAACGUCGGCCAGUACAGACGAGAGGCCACGCGGUCCUACAACAGCUUCGAGUUCUUCAGGGCCGACAACGCAGAGGCCAUGACGAUACGCAAGGCCUGCGCCGUCGCUGCCCUCAAAGACGUGUUUGAGUACUUCAGCAGACAGAUGGGGCAGGUCGUGGUUUUCGACGCCACCAACACCACCACCGAGCGCAGAGAGGUCAUCCUCAGCUUUGCCAAAGAAAACGGCUACAAGGUUUUCUUUGUGGAGUCAAUAUGUGACGAUCCCGAAAUCAUCGCUGAGAACAUUAAACAAGUGAAGCUGAGCAGCCCCGACUAUGCAGACUGCGACAAAGAGGAGGCCGUGGCUGACUUCCUGAAGAGGAUUGAAUGUUACAAGAUGACCUACAUCCCUCUGGAUGACAACAAGGACAGGAACUUGUCGUACAUCAAGAUCUUCAACGUGGGCAGCAGAUACCUGGUGAACCGGGUCCAGGACCACAUUCAGAGCAGGAUAGUCUACUACCUCAUGAACAUCCACGUCACCCCGAGAUCCAUCUACCUGUGUCGCCACGGGGAGAGCGAACUCAACCUCGUGGGUCGCAUCGGGGGGGACACGGGGCUGUCGCCUCGCGGGGCGAAGUUUGCCAGCGCUCUGGGCGCGUACAUGCGCGGGCAGUCCAUCAGCGACCUGAAGGUGUGGACGAGCCACAUGAAGAGGACCAUCCAGACCGCAGAGGCUCUGGGAGUCCAGUACGAGCAGUGGAAGGCCCUCAACGAGAUCGACGCGGGGGUUUGCGAGGAAAUGACGUACGAGGAGAUUCAGGAGAAUUACCCAGAGGAGUUCGCACUGAGGGACCAAGACAAGUAUCGCUACCGCUACCCUAAAGGAGAGUCGUACGAGGACCUCGUCCAGCGCCUGGAGCCGGUCAUCAUGGAGCUGGAGAGGCAGGAGAACGUUUUGGUCAUCUGCCAUCAGGCUGUUAUGAGAUGUCUGCUCGCCUACUUCCUGGACAAGAGUGCAGAUGAGCUGCCCUACCUGAAGUGUCCUCUCCACACGGUUCUGAAACUCACCCCAGUCGCCUACGGUUGCAAAGUGGAGUCUGUCUUCCUCAACAUUGAGGCUGUCAACACACACAGGGACAAACCAGUGAACGUGGACGUGGACAGGGAGCCGGCGGAGGCGCUGGAGACGGUCCCAGAUCACAUCUAGAGGGGGAGACGCAGCAGGAGCAGGUGUCAUGUCCGCCCACCCUCGUGGAAAGUGGCCUUUCUUUUAAUUUAAGUAAUCAUAGUGUUUGUUGUUGUGGUCGCUGUUGUGAAACGGACACACUGUGUGUUGUAUGAAAAUUAGACAUUUCUCUUGUACAACCCUGAUUCCAACACGUUGGACGCUGCGUUAAACAUAAAUAUAAGAGCAUGUGAUCCCUUUUGAUCCUUUCUGACAUAACUCACCUGAAAACAGUAC